Cryptotermes secundus is the source of this 1264-nucleotide messenger RNA. Its product is annotated as UPF0389 protein CG9231. NCBI's taxonomy places the organism in Eukaryota, Metazoa, Arthropoda, Insecta, Blattodea, Kalotermitidae. The coding region runs from base 256 to 708 and encodes 150 amino acids. The record is from RefSeq and is a predicted model, not a curated record. The transcript is spliced from 4 exons.
CAAGUAUGGGGUUAUGAAAGUGGCGAGUUCGCUUACGCAGACUGUCACAAUUUGCCUCGCAGUUAAAGCAAAACGAACGUGACGGACGCCUCGUGUAACGAUGAUGACAAUAAUCAGCCGAUACCACUUCGUUCCCUUCCACUAACUCUACUGGCUCUACUGCUGUAUUCUGAGGACAUCAGUAGAAGAAAGAGUAAGGUUGUCUUAAGAGCAGGGACGUACUAUAUAAAAAGGUCAAUUGUCAGCAUCAGAGUGAUGUCAUAUUUGAGCAGAACGGUAUGGGCAGGGGCCAAGUACCCCCCCAGAAAUGUGAUCAUAAACCGAAACUUCUCAAGGACUUUCCCAAGGAGUGAAAAACCAUCAGAGCCUGUUACAAAACCCGAUGUUUCAGUCCGAAUAGUAACCCACACAGUAAAGCCAUAUCAAAAAUAUGCUUUGGUGUGGGCUGGGACAUACAAAUCAAUUGCUGAUAUUCCAGAUAGAGUUUCACAUGGAGUACUGGAUGCAGCUCUGAACAAGGCUCGUGUCAAGAUUGCUAUCUACAUGAUGAUUGCCACAGCUUUGAUGGCUGGGGCUGCAGUGUAUAGUGGUAAAAAAGCUGCUCAGAAGGGUGAUAGCCUUGCUCUUCGAGGCAUGGAAUACCACAAGCAACUACGUGAGCAAGCAGCUAAUGAGAGAGAAGCAGCUGCUACUAAGUCUGCCCAGUGAUACAGUGAUGAAGUAUUGAUACGAUUUUUGUUAUAGCAGUGUUUUAUCUGUACAAUCUGCAGAAUGGACAGCUGAGAAUAAAAUGGGAUGGAUGACCAGGGUUCAGCAAACCCACUUAUCUGCUUGUCCAUGAUGAGCAGAACAGUCUUUGAAUUUAUUCUGUAAUAUCUCUCAUUUCUCCACAUAUGUGGAGCAGUAAAUGAUAUCUUGUAUACAUACUAUGUAAUAUAUGGGACAAUAUUUUAUGUCUUGUAUGUUGGGAAACAGACUGAUUCAGAGAAAUAACAACUUGGGCAGACAUUUUUGUUUGUUUCAUUCUGGUCCGUCACACUAACAAUUACUACUACUAUUUAAGUUAAAUAGUCACAUUAGAUGGUGUUAUUUUUGUCUUUAUCUGUCUUUGGGCAGACAUAGUUUAUCUUGUUCAGAAAUGUUGAGCAAGCAAAAUUUUUGUAUAACUGGUGAACUGAGCCAGUAUUUGUCGCAUUGAUGGGAAAUAUGUUGUACUCUUCUGAGUCAUGGUAUGUAGGUUUGUAGACAGCAUUUUGGAACCUGC